Molecule: messenger RNA, 2957 nt
Organism: Pimephales promelas (fathead minnow)
Lineage: Eukaryota; Metazoa; Chordata; Actinopteri; Cypriniformes; Leuciscidae
Gene: tmem168a
Product: transmembrane protein 168a
Source: RefSeq, a predicted model, not a curated record
AGAAAAGUGGGCAGAUUUUACACUUUGCCUUUGACCCUUCUGAGCCGCCGUAGUUUAGAGUCCGGAAGCACCAUCAUGGCUAUCGUGAAACUAAAAACUCUUUGCUUUAAAGAAAUUGGAAUGCCUCAGCAUUAUCUUUCCUAGUGUUGAAGGAGUGAGGCCUAAUCCUCUGCGAUCACACUCCAAAAUGUCAGGCCAAGAGGAAUCAGACAAGGCUGUGGACAUGUGGUCCUCUCUUCGCUGCCUGGGGUAUCUCUCCAGCUUCAACCUGCUGGUCGCUGUGUGUUUGGGAAUGUACGUACGAUGGGAGCAGACCUCAGAAUCCAUGAUUCUGGUCAUUUUCAUCCUGGGUUUGUUCGUUUCAGCCAUAGCUUGUAUCCUCUACUACUACUUUUCAAUGGAGUCGGCCAGUUUAUGUCUCUUCCACCUGUGGUUCGGCUUCUUGCAGGGUCUCCUGUGCUUCCUGAACUUCCCCUCUCUGGAGAAAGACAUAAAGGAACAGGUUACAAACUACCUGUUGCUCUCUAGCGUGGCAGUUCGGUCGCUCUGGGCCCUGACAGAACGUCUGUGCGGUAGUGCUAAGUAUAAACCAGUCGUUCUGACCUCAUCUGAGCUCCUAGAGCUCCUGGGAUUUGGUGUAGCAAGCAUCAGCUUGGUUUUCCACAAAUCACUAGCCAUGAUUGCUCUGACUUUUGCUUUAAUGGCCCUUAUUGUGGACCUUCGCAUGAAGUCGCCCUUGGCUCUCCCUAAUCUUGCCUCCUUUGCUGUUAUCACCGCCGUUACCUUCUUCCAGUCCUUGGAGAUCCAAACAAACCCCUUCGUGCUCAGUUGCUUCCUGGGACGGCUGAUAUGCGAGCCCCUUCUAGACGUCUACUUCAGCGGCUUGUCGGCGACAGAGCGCUGGAAGCAGUUUCUCUCGGCUGGCCGCCUGUGGAGGAUAUUUUGUCUGUUUCCGCUGGGAUUCGUUGAGCUGGCGUUCUUUGUGCUCUGUGCCCUGAAGCUGGGUAACAUGAAAGCCUGGUACCUGGUCAUCCCUGGCUUCUGCGUCUUUGGCCUCUUGUGGAUCCUGUCCCACAUGGUGUUCCUUGUCACACUAUGGUGCUUCAACACCAAGCUGAGCGAGUGUCAGAAGUUGUGGGCGACCCAGCGCUCACAAACGCUCAAUUUGGACAGGAUUAUGGCCUCUAGGGGCAUGCGCCAUUUCUGCCUCAUCUCCGAACGGCUGGUGCUCUUCUGCCUGAUGUCCACCGUCAUAUUAGCGGCUGUUUCAUGGCAGGUCACUUCUGGACUCUUCAUGAGUGUGUUUUUAGUGGUCCUGCCACUGGAGUCUCUGGCUCACGGACUCUUCCAUGAACUGGGCAGCUGUUUGGGAGGCACCUGCGUUGGGUAUGCGGUGGUGAUUCCCACUUACUACAACAGUGCGGAUGGCCAGCCAUUGCUGUUGCCUCCAGGGCAAGCCCAGGAAUUGCACUCCACAGCCACUCUGAAUGCUGUGCAGCGACUCUUCUCCCACCACCUCAUCCAGACCUUCGGAUGUGAUUACUCCACCAGUCUAAGCCUGGAGACCCUGCAGGCCAAACUGCGCUCCUUUCUGGAGGUCUGCACCGCCGAAGGCCCGCGGCACGACACUUACGUCCUAUACUACAGCGGCCACACGCUUCCCAGCGGAGACUGGACUUUGGCAGGUGGCGAUCACUUGCGUCUGCAGCAGAUCCUUGAUAUGUGGAGAGAAAGGAACAGUGACCUCUCCUCCCGCCUCAUCCUGGUCCUGGACACUGAGAAUUCGGCGCCGUGGGUGAAGGCGGUGCAGAAGGUGGAAGGGAUGUAUGUUGCGGUACAGGGAGCCAAGAUGAGCCCUGUCCAGGAUGCCGAAGCCCAAGAAGCCCCCCGUCUGGGAGACUUCACCUCUGAGUGGGUAAAAUAUAACUGUGAUCCUGACAGUGGCGUGCAGUGGUCAGAGAGGGGUCGGGUCAUCUCCGCAAUAUAUGGCGUGUCCAAACCCUGGAGUGACUACACCCUCCACUUGCCCACUGGGAGCGAUGUGGCCAAGCACUGGAAAACACACUUCCCCAAGACCACAUACCCACUGGUGGCUGUAGCCAACUGGUGCUGCGGACUUAACCUCCUGUGGCUGUGUAGUGUGUGUAUGCGCUGCGUCAGGCGACUGAAACUCUCUUGGUUCCCUCCCAGCAUACUGGACACGGGGCAGGGGAUCAAACUAGUCCGAUCAUAGGUGACCAAUUGCUUUAUACAUCACCAUAUAUAUUUUCUAUGCAGUUUUUGGGAUAUCAUUUAUUGAGUGCUCCGUUGCCUUUUACUUUAGGAACCGGAUUGAGCACCAUUGUCAAAUGAUGACUUCUGUUUAUCUGUUCCCACACAAUAUAGCCUCUGUCUUAUAUCGAAUCUGUGAUCUUUCACAAUAUUGAGACUGUCAGUGUCAAGUGCCUUGUGCUAAUUUAUUAGGUUUUAAGUGGAUUUUUUUUCAUUAUGUGUGUGAAAUACGUUUAUUGCAACGAAUUUGGUCUCAGGCAUAGUUAAACAAGAAAUCUCAAUUGUUCUUUUAGAAGGUUGUUAAUUAUUUUUGUUUUUGCCAAGAAGUAAAGCAGGUCUGGUUGAGUUGUUCCUCAAGACCUCUUCAACACCCAAUGUUUAAUCAUGCCAUAAUGUAUUUUGUAUUUUCAGUGGGGUUUUUGUUUUCAAGAGUUGACCUUUAUUAAUUCUUUAUCAACAGACCUGCAUCCUUUAAUAAAGACUUGUUUAAAAUAAGCAGCUUGUUAGGUGUUCCAGCAUGUGUGAUAUACAUACCUCUGUUUAGUGAUGGUUAGCAUAAAUUGUUCUGUUAAUACGACCAGCACUUGGUGUGUCUUAAUCGGCUUCCUACUUAGUUCACUGUCCAAUUUCUAGGACUGUCCCAUUGUUACAGUGCUAUGAAACAUCCAUAAAACCUCUGAAUACUG